Racocetra fulgida is the source of this 613-nucleotide messenger RNA. Lineage: Eukaryota; Fungi; Glomeromycota; Glomeromycetes; Diversisporales; Gigasporaceae. The record is from the annotation of a GenBank genome assembly.
AUGAAAUUCUUACAAUUAAGUUCACUUUUCGUUUUUGUACUUACUGCAUUCAAUUUUGUUUCCGCACAACAACUACCACCAAAUAUCUCUGUUACAUGUUCUAACGAAAUUAUUAAGCUUUCUACAAGUACAGAACUUAAUAGUUGUGCUUCGUUUGUCAAGUUAGCAGGAUUGCAAAAUAAAACAGCUGACCCAAAACAAACCUUGGAUGCCUAUUGUCCCGCACCUAAAUGCAGUGAUGAAAAAACUUCUGCCGAUGCUGCUGAACUUAAAUCUCAAUGUUCUAAUGAUCUUACGAACCCUGAAGUAUUUGCUAUAAAAGAAAUUCUUGUUUUCAAUUCCCCGAUAAAGGAUUGUUUUUGUUUCAAAAACUCUACUACUGGCCAAUAUUGUUAUUCGGAUCCAAAUAGUGCUUCGAUAUUCAAUUUCAUUAGUGGAUUGGGUAUUACUACUCCCACUGAUAUUAAUUGUACCGAUUGUAACAAAGCUAUUUUAAAUACAUUUGUAAAUUACUUUACUGCUCACCAUGAAGCUCUCACCGAGUUACCACCGACGGUUAAUGUAACAGCUUUUCAAACUGUUGUUGCAACAAAGUGUGGUCCUUCUUUCUUAG